Molecule: messenger RNA, 5514 nt
Organism: Emericellopsis cladophorae
Lineage: Eukaryota; Fungi; Ascomycota; Sordariomycetes; Hypocreales; Bionectriaceae
Product: ABC multidrug transporter (Eurofung)
Exons: 7
Coding region: 1-5514 (1837 amino acids)
Biological process (GO): transmembrane transport; regulation of DNA-templated transcription; DNA-templated transcription
Cellular component (GO): membrane
Molecular function (GO): ATP binding; DNA-binding transcription factor activity, RNA polymerase II-specific; ATP hydrolysis activity
Source: RefSeq, a predicted model, not a curated record
AUGCCAGACGACUUCAACGGCGACAAGUCUGCCAGCAAGGCCGAAGAUUGGAAGCUGAUGCCCGAAGUGAACAUGGCCAACCAGCAAACGGAAAAGGGUAAACGGCUCGGCAUUACUUGGCACGAACUGACUGUCAAGGGCACUGGAACGGACGCAGCAUUUCACGAGAAUGUCGGCAGCCAGGUCAAUAUUCCCGCCCGUGUCAAAGAAACUCGGGAAAAGCCGCUGCUGAAGACCAUCAUCGACAACAGUCAUGGAUGUGUCAAGCCGGGGGAGAUGCUCCUGGUACUCGGGCGACCAGGAGCAGGGUGCACUUCCCUACUCAAGAUACUAGCCAACCGCAGAUUGGGAUACGCCCAAGUGACUGGCGAGGUCAGAUAUGGAUCCAUGACUGCCGACGAAGCAAAGCCAUACAGGGGGCAGAUUGUCAUGAACACCGAGGAGGAACUGUUUUUCCCUACCCUAACAGUGCAACAAACCAUCGACUUUGCAACCCGGAUGAAGGUACCGCACCAUCUACCGCCCAAUCUCACCAGGGCGGAGUUUCAACGGAUGAAUCGUAACUCCCUUCUGCACUCCAUGGGCAUCGAACACACCCGCGAUACCAGAGUUGGGAACGAAUUUGUUCGCGGUGUCUCGGGAGGCGAGCGGAAGCGUGUCUCCAUCAUCGAGACCAUGGCGACAAGAGCAUCUGUGCUCUGCUGGGACAACUCUACCAGAGGCCUCGAUGCCUCAACAGCCCUGGGGUACAUACGAUGUAUGAGGGCAAUGACGGACGCCCUCGGCUUGAGCUCCAUCAUGACACUGUACCAAGCGGGCAACGGCAUUUUUGACCUCUUCGACAAGGUUCUAAUCCUAGAUGAAGGGAAACAGGUCUUCUACGGCCCAAUGCAUCGAGCAAAGCCUUUUAUGGAGGAGCUGGGCUUCCUCUACACCGAUGGAGCCAAUAUCGCCGAUUACUUGACCGGCGUUACUGUGCCGACCGAGCGACGGAUCAGACCCGACAUGGAGAAUCGGCAUCCUCGCAAUGCCGAAGAACUUCGCGCAUUUUACGAAGCGACUCAAAUCAAGCUUACAAUGGCCUUGGAAUAUGACUAUCCAAACUCAGUAGAGGCUGCCGAGGCAACGAAAGACUUUCAGGAAGCCGUCCACUUCGAAAGAAACCCUCGUCUUCCCAAGGGUUCGCCGCUCACUGUCAGCUUCUAUACACAAGUCAAAUCCGCCGUGGUCAGGCAGUACCAGCUACUGUGGGGCGACAAAGUCGUCUUUCUCAUCCCUCAAGGCUUGAACUUUGUUCAAGCUCUCAUCACCGGUUCAUUAUUCUACGAUGCCCCCGACAACUCCUCGGGACUGUUCUUCAAAGGCGGCUCUCUCUUCUUCGCCAUCUUGUUAAACUCGCUGCUCUCUAUGAGCGAGGUGACCAGCUCCUUUGCCGCACGCCCCGUGUUAGCCAAGCAUCGAGGCUUCGCUCUCUACCAUCCUGCCGCCUUUUGCGUCGCUCAGAUCGCUGCCGACAUACCACUGAUCCUCAUGCAAGUCACGCUGUUCGCCCUGCCGGUCUACUGGAUGACCGGUCUCAAGGCUACAGGUGAAGCCUUCAUGAUAUAUUGGAUCACAACCGUCUCCGUAUCCAUGUGUAUGACGGCCUUGUUUCGCGCCAUCGGGGCCGCCUUCUCGAGCUUUGAUGCGGCCUCCAAACUGUCGGGGAUCCUCAUGUCGACACUCAUCAUGUAUACAGGCUUUUUGAUUCCGAGGCCCAGCAUGCGUCCGUGGCUAGCCUGGAUCUUCUGGAUUAAUCCGUUGGCCUACGGCUACGAGGCGAUCCUCAGCAACGAGUUUCACGGGCAGCUGAUCCCUUGUGUCCGCCAAAAUUUGGUUCCCAACGGCCCUGGCUACAGCAACCCGGACUUCCAAGCGUGCACCGGAAUUCGCGGCGCCCCCGUGGGUGCCUCUGUCAUCACGGGUGAUCAGUACCUGCAAGGGCUGUCCUAUAGCCAUACCCACGUCUGGCGUAACUUUGGCAUCGUGUGGGCGUGGUGGGUCUUGUUCGUCGUUCUGACGGUCUACUUUACAAGCAAUUGGAGCCAAGUGUCUGGAAACAGUGGCUACUUGGUCAUUCCUCGCGAAAGGGCCACGAAGACGGAGCAUCUCACCGUGGACGAAGAAGCGCCAUCUGGACUGGACCUUCACGAGUCAACCCUUCGAGGUGGAGCUUGUUCCGUCGACGAGAAGAAGCGAAGUACGACGAAGAGUUCCCCCCAAAUCGAUGCUCAGCUAAUACGCAACACAUCCAUCUUCACGUGGAAGGGUCUCUCCUACACCGUGAAAACAUCAUCGGGCGAUCGUGUCCUCCUCGAUAAUGUGCAGGGCUGGGUCAAGCCCGGCAUGCUGGGCGCUUUGAUGGGUUCCUCAGGGGCAGGCAAAACAACCCUGUUGGAUGUGCUUGCCCAGCGCAAGACCGAAGGCACAAUCAAGGGCAGCAUCUUGGUGGAUGGGAGAGACCUCCCCGUCUCGUUCCAGCACUCUGCAGGGUAUUGCGAGCAGCUCGAUGUCCACGAGCCACUUGCCACCGUCCGAGAGGCGUUGGAGUUUUCGGCUUUGUUAAGACAGAGCCGAGACACGCCAUUCGAGGAAAAGUUGCAAUACGUCGACACGAUUAUCGAUCUACUCGAAAUGCACGACAUUGAAAACACUCUUGUGGGCACAACCACGGCUGGCCUCUCCGUGGAGCAACGCAAGCGUCUCACGAUUGGUGUCGAGCUUGUAUCAAAGCCCAGUAUCUUAAUUUUCCUCGAUGAACCCACGAGUGGAUUGGAUGGUCAGGCUGCGUUCAACAUUAUUCGGUUCCUUCGAAAAUUGACAGACGUCGGACAGGCUGUCCUUGUCACUAUUCAUCAGCCCUCAGCUUCUCUGUUUGCUCAGUUCGAUACAUUACUUCUAUUGGCCAAGGGCGGCAAAACUGUGUACUUUGGUGAUGUCGGCCAUAACGGAGCCACUGUCAAGGCGUAUUUCGGUCGUCAUGGCGCUCCUUGCCCUCAGAACACCAACCCGGCUGAGCACAUGAUUGACGUCGUCUCCGGAAGUCUAACUGAAGGGAAGGAUUGGAAUGAAGUUUGGCUCGCCAGCCCGGAAUAUACGGCCAUGACCCAGGAGCUCAAUCACAUAAUCAGGGACGCCGCGUCGAAACCACCCGGGACGCUCGAUGAUGGCCACGAAUUCGCCGCGCCUAUCUGGACGCAACUUAAGCUCGUCACGAAGCGGAACAACACUUCGCUCUGGCGUAACACAGAUUACAUCAACAACAAAUUCACGCUUCAUAUCAUUUCGGGGCUCUUGAAUGGCUUCUCUUUCUGGAGAAUCGGCAACUCGGUCGCUGAUCUGCAGAUGCGCCUCUUCACCAUCUUCAACUUUAUCUUCGUCGCGCCGGGUGUUAUCGCCCAGCUACAGCCCCUCUUCCUAGAGCGGCGCGAUAUCUACGAGGCUCGCGAGAAGAAGAGUAAAAUGUACCACUGGUCUGCGUUCGCCACGGGCCUGAUCGUGUCGGAGCUUCCUUACCUCGUCCUCUGCGCAGUCCUAUACUACGUGACGUGGUACUAUACUGUCGGCUUUCCUAGUGGCAGCGACAAAGCCGGCGCCGUCUUCUUCGUCAUGCUCAUGUACGAGUUCAUCUACACGGGCAUCGGCCAAGCGGUCGCGGCCUAUGCGCCCAACGCGGUCUUUGCUAUUCUGGUGAAUCCACUGGUGAUCGGCAUCUUGGUGUUCUUCUGUGGUGUCUACGUUCCUUAUUCGCAGAUCCAAGAAGUCUGGCGCUACUGGCUCUACUACCUGAACCCGUUCAACUACCUCAUGGGCUCCAUGCUGGUCUUCACAACGUUCGACGAGCCCGUCCACUGUGGAAGGGAAGAACUCGCCAUAUUCGAUACACCAGACGGCCAGACAUGUGCAGAGUAUCUCGCCGAUUACAUGCAGGGUCCUGGAUCGCGAACCAACCUACUCAACCCAGACGAUACGCAAGACUGCAGUGUCUGUCAAUACCAGACAGGAAGCGACUAUCUCUACACCAUGAAUUUGAAGGACUAUUAUUACGAGAUGGCCUCUUCUUCUUUCGACACGUCUGUCGCUGCCUUCUCUUGCACCGAAUGCAAAAACCGCAAGGUGAAAUGUGACCGCGCCCAGCCCUUUUGCGCUCGAUGCAUCCGCGACAAUGCGACGUGCGAGUACCCCACCGCGCGAAGGAAGCCGCUCAACAUGCCGUCGCGGCCUAUGAUGAUGGAGCUCGAGCAGCGCGUGCACGAGCUGGAAGGCAAGCUCAGGGAGAAAGAUGCCGCCGAGAGCGUCUCGACGAGGACGUUUGGGAACACCCCGGGGAUGGCGCUGGUUGGCACAGGGCGAUAUGAGCAGCUGCCCCCUCAAUCGCUGAUCGAGGAACUCAGCAUCAUCAGUCUGGCACACUGCCAGGCCUGGCUGCUCCUGUCUGCAUUCGAGGCCCAGAACCUCUGGUUUACGCGCGCCUCCAUCAGCUGUGCAAGAGCUGUCCGCCUGUCGCAGAUUCUGGGGUUGCAGGCUGUGGACGGCGUGGCACUGAACCAGACGCUAUUGCCACCUCGAGAUUGGUGCGAGAGGGAAGAGAGGAGACGGACAAUAUGGACCAUGUUCGCCUUGGACCGGGGAAACAGUGCUACGGCGACUUGGCCAGUUCUUAUUGAUGUUGACCGGAUCAGGACUCAUUUGCCCAGCACAGAGCUGUCUUACCAGAACAGCUUGGAGGAACCGUCCGUCCCGCUGUCGCACGCACUCACUUACGGCCUGGGGGGGCUCUCUGCAUUUGCCUGUCGGGUGGUGGCCAGCCAUCUGUUCCACGACUGCAUCGACUUGGGCAGCAAGCCAAUGUCAGAGGGCCUACCCGACGAGAUCAAGGUGGCGCUCUUCUGGGGAAGCUUCAACCAUCUGGACAGCAGUCUGGCGACGGCAUUCAGCACGCUGCCUGCUCACCUCAGCUGUCCCGAGAACACGCACGACAACAACGCUGUCACUAUCAGCCUCCAGCUUUGUGCAGCCAUGAUCAGUCUGUACCGGGGGACCCUGGGGAAACCACGAAACGAGACGACGCCACUAUACGACUUCAACGAGAAGACCCUCGCGCCAGCGCAGACGAUUGUGACCACGGUCGCGCUGGCCGUCGACGUCAACGCACGCUUCCGAUCGCCGCUGGUCGCUUUUGCUGCUUUCCUGGCGGGCUUCGUGUAUCUGAAGCACUACCUCGAGACCAAAGACACGACAAGCCUGCACAAGCUCCUGGCGCUGCUGGACGUGAUGAUUGCGGUAGGCCAAGAGAGCCCCGGAUUCCCAGGGUCUUUGGCUGUGCAGAUGGCUAGGGAGCUCGAGUCCCUUGGGAUUGACCCAAUGGCCAUGGAGAAGGUCAGGGUGCUGACGGAGCGGAUGGGCGAUGAUGCACCCAUGCUGGGCAAGGAAGUCGGAGGCACCCUUACAUGGCUAGGCCAAAAUAUUGCCUAG